Messenger RNA from Prunus avium (sweet cherry), 750 nucleotides. NCBI's taxonomy places the organism in Eukaryota, Viridiplantae, Streptophyta, Magnoliopsida, Rosales, Rosaceae. The record is from RefSeq and is a predicted model, not a curated record.
AACCUCUUUAAAUCAGACAAUGAUGCCUGCAUCAAAUGGCUAAACGAAAGGCCAAAAGGGUCUGUUGCUUAUGUAUCCUUUGGCAGCGCAGCGAAACUUGACGAUGAGCAAACGAAGGAGCUGGCUUGGGGUUUGAGAAGGAGCAAAAGUAACUUCUUGUGGGUGGUUAGAGCAUCAGAAGCAGCUAAGGUGCCAAAAGGGUUCGUCGAGGAAACAUCGGAGAAGGGUUUGGUGGUCUCAUGGUGCUCCCAAUUGGAGGUUUUGGUUCAUGAGGCUGUUGGAUGCUUUGUUACACAUUGUGGUUGGAACUCAACUUUGGAGGCUUUGAGUUUGGGGGUUCCAAUGUUGGCAAUGCCACAAUGGACUGACCAAAGAACCAAUGCCAAGUUCAUUAUGGAUGUGUGGAAAAUAGGGAUCACAGCUCCAUCUGAUGAGAAAGGGAAGGUGAGAGAAGAAGUAGUGGAACAUUGCAUAAGUGAAAUAAUGGAGGGAGAGAGAGGGAAAGAAAUGAAAAUCAACGCCCUCAAAUGGAAGGAGUUGGCUAAAAAGGCAGCGGAUGAAGGUGGAAGUUCAGACAAAAACAUUGACGAGUUCAUUUCAAAGCUGGUUCAGUGAUGGCUAUGUGCUAGAAAAGCCACAUAAGUAAAAUAAAAACAGCUUUUAAGCACUACGUGUGAUUCCAAUAAGAUUGUAAUCCAAAUCUUAUCAAUGGUCGUUGUCAUCUUAUAAAUAUGUCUUUUCAUCUUGGUA